AUGGCUGACUAUAGCUAUUUCGAUAGCAAGAAGGGAACGAAAGCAACCCCGUAUGGAAGAGGUGUAGGUAGAGGUGGAGAGUUCCAUACAACCGGCUUGAAAAACAUCGACGUACUUGCUGAUGCGGAUGAGGUAGGGUUACAGAAGACCGAGGAGAAGGAACAAGAAAAAUCAAAGGCAAAGCCAGUGUCCCAUGGCGAAUUCUACAUGAGGACUAUAAAUGAAGCUAAGCAGGGCGGUCAGGAUCUCGUACCACGAAAGAAGCGGGAGGGAAACGCGAUAGUCGGACUCACAGCCGCACAGCUCGAGGGAGCCCAGCGAGCACUAAGUCAAGUCCACGUCAACGAAGCCGAGAAACUACGCCAGGACAAGGACACAGCGAUACGCAAGGCACAAGAAGCACGUCUCCUUGCCACGCUUCCCUCAACGCUACCCAUCGACAUAAACAACAAGCCCAAUCCAACUAACAACCCAGUCUUCUACAAAGCACCGCACGUUCUCGUUGGCAGUGUUCCUGGUGUCCCCUACCCCGUCUCCGACACGUUUACCCGAUGUAGCAACUGCACUCGCGACCAGCAUUGCCCCCGUCAUCGUUCCCGCUACCUCUUCAAAACAGACAUAUCUCUGUGCACGGGGAACCACGCUCGACUCGCGCUCCAUUGGGACGUCAGCGACCCUACCAACAGCAAAGGUCGUUGGAGCGUGGAAGUGAAAUCUUAUUUCGAGCGUUACGCAAACGGUCACGAAGAGCACGAGCAUUGCAAGGAAGUAUUCGAUCCUGCGCGUCGUGUUCCCCAGCUAGCGAAGCGCGUAAUCGAUGACAUUGAGGAUCAUCAGAGGGAAGAGAGGAGACGCGCGAUGCGGGGUGCUAGGGGGAGGGAGUUUCUGCUCAAUGAGGGGAGGUAUGGUGGGUGGGGGUCUGUGACGCCGUUUGAGUACCGGGGUCGAGAUGGGGAGGUGGGGUCGCGAAAGAGAGUUGAGCGGGAGAUUGGGACGUUGUUGAGCUUUUGGUUGGGGGAAAAGAGAUGGCAGGGUAUGAGUGAGGAGGAACGGAGGGCGGUGAAGGAUAGAUCUGUUGAGAAGGAAUGGACGGUUGAUGAGUGGAAGAAGACUGUUCAUACGGCGACGAGAGUGCAGGGUGUUGAUGGGGAGGUGGAGGGGAAAGAAGGGUCGCGGCAUGUUGAGCUAGGGAAAUGGGAAUCCGGCGAUGAUGGGGCACUAAAGGGUCGUAGGGCUGAGAAGCGAGAUGAGCGAACGAUGGAGGUGUCCGAAUCGAAGUCGAGGCCUGGCGAACAGGGACCGCUGGACUUGGAGGAUAGAGCCGGAUCAGGCGAUGAGACGACGACGGCUGUUGAAGAGGUACUGAAGCCGAAAAAGAAAGAGCUCUCCAAAGAAGAGCAGAAGAUGUUGAAAAGCAUCCGCCACGCAGAGGAGAAAGAAGCUCAGAAGACCGCCGAAGAGGAGCACAUCGCUGAGAUGCAAGCAGAUGAAGAACAUUCCCCUUCUCCAUUACUACAAGAAGGGGAAGACGAAGAAGACGUACAAGAAGAAAUACGCUCAUCCUCAAAUACGCGCGAAUCUCACGACGGCGCAACACCUUCUCCAAAGAAAACCCCGGCCAAGAAAACAAACUCGAAUACUGGUAGGAAGAAAAGCAAACGCGUAAAUAAGCUUCCAGAACGCAUCGACGACAGCGACGAGAUGGCGGAUUACUCCCUCCCGGGGUCCCCUGCAGCGAAAGAUACGGUAGAAGAGGGGGUGGGGGAGCAUGUGGAUCUCGAGGGCGGACAUCGAAUGGGGUGGGAGGCGUACGAAACAGCGAAGGUGGAGGAGAUUCAAGAGGAAGCGGAGGAGUUCGUGGAGGAGGGCGAGAUCGUCGAAAAUAGUGAUGAGGACGUUGUUGAAGUUACCGAGACUGUCGAAAUCAUCGAAACCACACGGACUACUGUUGCCGUAGGACAGCACGCUCAGGUGGAAGUUCAAGACGAAAACUUGCAUGGGCUAUCCCCUACUGCGAACCGCUCGUCCACUUCCUCCCCGCUUGGCAAGCGCAAACGAUCUUCGUCUGAGGAGGGCGAUCGCCAGAAAUCAGUGUCUUCCUCUCCACCGAAGAAACGCAAAUCUUCCCCGGAAUCGAGUCCACCACAGAAAGAUUUGGCAUCUCCUUCUGAGUCUGCUACGUCGCCGCCGACGUCUCCACUUGUGUCGUCUGGGAAACGGAAGUUUGUUGAUGAGGAUGAGGAUGAGGAUGAGGGUGAAGUGGAGAGUAGGAAAGUAAAGAAGGUAAGAUCUAAUUCAGAAGCUAGUAGUAUUUCGUCGACGGAGAUUCAAAUUUUCGAGGAUGGCUCUCCCAAGGAGAGUGGUGGGGUGAUGGAAAGGGAUGAGGAGAUUGAAAGUGAAAAUGAGGAGUCUGAUGAUGGUCUUGAUGACCUGUUUGAAGAGUAG
Dothidotthia symphoricarpi CBS 119687 is the source of this 2445-nucleotide messenger RNA. RefSeq lists its product as uncharacterized. The record is from RefSeq and is a predicted model, not a curated record. The coding region runs from base 1 to 2445 and encodes 814 amino acids. Lineage: Eukaryota; Fungi; Ascomycota; Dothideomycetes; Pleosporales; Dothidotthiaceae. The transcript has a single exon.